Molecule: messenger RNA, 309 nt
Organism: Protopolystoma xenopodis
Lineage: Eukaryota; Metazoa; Platyhelminthes; Monogenea; Polystomatidea; Polystomatidae
Source: the annotation of a GenBank genome assembly
AUGACUUGCUUGCUUUCCUCAACCAGCCAAUGGCACUUGUACGUUCAGGCCUUACUCACUUUCUCUCCUGUCAGAGACCGAGUGGCAAAUAGUUUAAGCAGGGGACUGGGCAAACAACGACAAGGCCGAAACCUAUUCCUGACGCCACUUUUCGGGCUAAAUGACACGCCUCCACAACGACGUCCUUCUCCUCUUAUUCACGUGUCCUCCUUUGCUUCAGUCACCUGCAGUGUUGGGGUAGGAUACCUGGACAUCACAGACAUCAAAGGUUCUGAUGAGUUGGAUUUGCAAAAUACUCACAAGAAAUAA